AGUCAUCACAUAUGGCUCCGUGACCACUGUCGCUGCUCCAAGUGCUUUCACCCGAUAACGAAGCAGCGACUAUUGAAUACUUUCGAGGCAAGCAGCUAUGCGCCACUCGCAAGAUUAACACCAACAUCAGAGGGCUUAUCAGUUGUCUGGCCAGAGAAUCAGCCGCACGUUUCCGUGUACCCGUGGUCCUGGCUCCGGCAGAACUCGUACGAUCCGCCUCUGUUUAGUGAACAGACCUCUACCAAGAAGGUGCUAUGGGGUUCCAGCAUCAAACAGGACCCACCGACAGUCGACUACGCCAAAGUGAUGCACCCAGACGACGCCGGGUUGUACCAGUGGCUCUCAAAAAUCGACGAAUUCGGCUUCUGCUUCGUCAAAGGCGUCCCGCCGACACCCGAGGCGACCGAAGAGCUUUCCACCCGGAUCGGCUUCAUCCGCGAAACCCAAUACGGCAAAUUCUGGGACUUCACCUCCGACCUCGCGAAGGGCGACACAGCCUACACCACCCUCGCGCUCGGCGCGCACACCGACAACACCUACUUCACCGACCCCUGCGGCAUCCAGCUCUUCCACCUCCUCUCCCACACGCACGGCAGCGGCGGCGCCACCCUCCUCGUCGACGGCUUCCGCGCCGCCUCCCUCCUGCGCUCGCAACACCCCACCGUAUACGCGCUGCUCGCCCGCGUGCCCGUCGCCGCGCACGCCGCGGGCGAGCCGGGCGCGCUCUACGUCCCGAGCCCGCGCUCGGGGUUCCCCGUGCUCGGGCACGAUCGGGCCACCGGCGAGCUCGUGCAGGUGCGGUGGAACAACGAUGACCGCAGCGUGGUGCGCGGCGUGAGGGGGGACGAGAUGGAGGAAUGGUAUAACGCCAUACGGACGUGGCACGGGCUGUUGGCCAGCCCGGACGCGGAGUAUUGGGUGCAGCUGGGGCCGGCUGUGGAUAAUCACCGCGUGCUGCACGGCCGGUCCGCGUUCGACGGCAAGCGCCGCAUGUGCGGGGCCUACAUCGGCGUCGACGAGUACAAAUCCAAGCUAGCCGUGCUGCGCGAGAAGUUCGAGACGCCGCAGACCGAAGGGGGGCGCAGCAUAUGGCAUCCAUACAUUUGA
Gloeophyllum trabeum ATCC 11539 is the source of this 1107-nucleotide messenger RNA. Its product is annotated as Trimethyllysine dioxygenase. Gene Ontology annotation, molecular function: trimethyllysine dioxygenase activity; iron ion binding. Lineage: Eukaryota; Fungi; Basidiomycota; Agaricomycetes; Gloeophyllales; Gloeophyllaceae. The annotation marks the transcript as partial. The record is from RefSeq and is a predicted model, not a curated record. Gene Ontology annotation, cellular component: mitochondrion. The transcript is spliced from 9 exons. Gene Ontology annotation, biological process: carnitine biosynthetic process.